AUGGCUUCUGCUGUCGCAACUACCACGGCAGCAUUGCCAGAUGAGGAGCUGCUGGUUAAGGUUGAAGCGUUGACCGUGCAGGAUGGUACAGAGGCUCCGUUGCCUGCCCACAGGAACCAUGAUCCGCAGAAUAACUUGAAGAGGAGUGAUCCUUUUCAGUUUGGAUCGCGCUACCUUCAGGAAAAUGAUGAUGUCUUCGAGUUCAAUGCUUGGGAUCAUGUGGAGACUGACGACACUUAUAAGGAGUAUGCUGAGCAGCAAUAUGCCAUGCAACGAGAGUCGCCAGUCUCCGAUUUCGACAAAAGUAGAUUUAAUUCCGACCCUGCUAAGUGGUGGAAUCUAUUCUAUAAGAAUAACACGGCCAACUUCUUCAAGAACCGUAAAUGGUUACAACAAGAAUUCCCCGUACUUGACAAGGUUACUGCAGAAGAUGCCGGUCCAGUCACAGUGCUAGAAGUCGGUGCUGGUGCCGGCAAUACGGCGUUUCCCAUCUUGGCCAAUAACAAGAACCCCAAGCUAAAACUGCAUGCUUGUGACUUCUCUAAAAAGGCUGUUGAAGUGAUGCGUAGUCAUGAAGAGUAUAAUACCGACUUCAUGCAAGCCGAUGUAUGGGAUGCCGCUAGCGAGGACCUACCACCCGGCCUCGAAGAAGGCAGUGUAGACGUUGUCCUUAUGAUAUUCAUAUUCUCUGCCCUAUCCCCGAAGCAGUGGGAGCAGGCCGUGCGGAACAUUUAUCGGGUACUCAAGCCAGGCGGUGAGGUUUGCUUCCGCGACUACGGCAGAGGUGAUCUAGCACAGGUUCGAUUCAAGAAAGGUCGAUACCUGGAAGAGAACUUCUACAUUAGAGGGGAUGGUACCCGGGUCUACUUCUUUGAGAAAGACGAGCUGGCUCAGAUAUGGACGGGAACGUCUGCUAUUAUAGAUGAUACAAAAGACGAUGGCGAAAAGACUGAGCCUUCGGAGUCGAAGGUACAGGAUCCCUUGUUUGAUAUAGAGGAGUUGGGUGUUGAUAGAAGGAUGCUCGUAAAUAGAGCCCGGCGGUUGAAGAUGUAUCGCUGCUGGAUGCAAGGUCGCUUCCGUAAGAAAUAG
Messenger RNA from Daldinia childiae, 1089 nucleotides. RefSeq names its product tRNA(Thr) (cytosine(32)-N(3))-methyltransferase. The coding region runs from base 1 to 1089 and encodes 362 amino acids. The record is from RefSeq and is a predicted model, not a curated record. Gene Ontology annotation, molecular function: tRNA (cytidine-N3)-methyltransferase activity. The transcript has 2 exons. NCBI's taxonomy places the organism in Eukaryota, Fungi, Ascomycota, Sordariomycetes, Xylariales, Hypoxylaceae.